UAUCUCGUCGGCGGUAUGUUAAUUACAAUUUAAUGAAAGGGAGAUAUUUCAUUACUUAUAGAUUUACUUGGGUUUGAAACCAUGUUUGGUGUAUGUGGACAGUAACGGCAGCCGGGUAGGGAGCGAAGGAUCAAAGUCAGUUCUUUACUUUCCAAUCGCGUUCACUCACUCGGUUCCAGUUCCAGAGAUGAGAUUGUAUUGUGGUGUGGUGUUUGGUGUUGUGAGAGGUUUAUUACCCUGCAAGUCGCUGUUUUGAUGUGAACAUGGAGACAGUUGUCUUUUAUGGACUCUUGUAUGAACUAAGUGUUUCAAGAAGUCCUCUGCUUUCUCACUUAGAUCAAAGUUUAGACUGACAAAUUUAGCUCAGAGACAGCUGAGAAUCAAAAUCAAGAGGAGAGCCAGGCACUUGACUUGUGGUGUAUGUGGUGUGUGUGCGUGGGCUGACAGUUGGCUGUGCGCUGAAUGAUUGGAAACUUGACAGUCUUUGUGUGUGGGCAGACAAUUGGCUGUGUGACAGACACUAAAAGAGUGACAACCUUUGUGGAGGGAUUUCCCCGAGGCACCCUGAGAAGAUAAGGAGGCAACCAUGAAUCGCUACCAGAUCUCCAAGCAGCUGGGUGAUGGCACCUACGGUAGUGUCCUCCUUGCCACCACAGUGGAGAACAACGAGAAAGUUGCCAUCAAGAAAAUGAAAAAGAAGUAUUACUCCUGGGACGAGUGUCUCAACCUCAGGGAGGUCAAGUCUCUGCGGAAGCUGAACCACCCGAACAUUGUGAAGCUGAAGGAGGUGGUGAGGGAGAAUGACAUGUUGUACUUUGUGUUUGAGUUUAUGAAGGAGAACCUCUACCAGAUGAUGAAGGACAGGGACAAGCUUCUACCAGAGUCUGUGGUGAGGAACAUCACGUACCAGGUGCUGCAGGGACUCUCCUUCAUGCACAAACACGGUUUUUUCCAUCGUGACCUGAAGCCAGAGAACCUUCUGUGUAAUGGUACAGAGCAGGUGAAGAUUGCUGAUUUUGGUCUCGCAAGAGAAAUUCGUUCUCGGCCUCCAUACACCGACUACGUAUCCACAAGAUGGUACCGAGCCCCCGAGGUGCUGCUCCGCUCCACCAACUACAGCUCCCCCAUAGACAUCUGGGCAGUGGGCUGCAUCAUGUCAGAGCUGUACACCCUGCGGCCGCUCUUCCCCGGCAGCUCAGAGAUUGACGAGAUCUUCAAAGUCUGUUCCGUCAUCGGCACCCCCAAGAAGGAGGACUGGUCAGAGGGCUACCAGCUGGCUGCUGCCAUGAACUUCCGCUUCCCGCAGUGUGUCCAGGUUCCCUUCAAGCAGGUCAUCCCCAAUGCCAGCAACGACGGGCUUCAGGUCCUACGGGACAUGCUGCUCUGGAACCCACAGAAGAGACCCUCAGCUCCACAGUGCCUCCGCUACAACUUUUUCCAAGUGGGCAUCGACCUCCCGCGGCCUCCGCCCCCUGUGUCCAAGACACCUGUCAACCUCCCCUCCCAGCCUUCCCCAUCCCAGAAGCCGAGCACCAAACCACCUAACACGUACCCGGAGCCCAAACCUGCAGAUUAUGGCGGGGGCUUCGGUGGACAGAGGGCAGCACAGGCAGAAGAUACACUAGGUGUACUGCCGUCCAUACCCAACUCCAUGGCUAAACAGAACGACUCGGAUAUGUUUGCCAUGACUGUCAGUAAAAAAACCAGUGGAGGCCGGAAGCGUUGGGGUGCAGGUCUCUCAGACACUUGGGACGACUGGACUGAAUUUGACUUUUUACCCAACAAAACCACAAAGAAGACAGCACAGGCCCCCAAGAACAAUGCAUUUGGCAAAGAGAAUGAUGACGAUUUCUUAGGGAGUUUGAUGCCUAAAAAGACUCAACCUCCAAAGGUGUCCAACCGUGUCAACUCUGGUCGUUCAUCAGCGUCCUCGGCCAAACAGCACUACUUGAGCAAGUCCCGCUACCUCCCAGGUAUCAACCCGAAGAACAGUGCCCGGCGGGAUAGCGUGGGUCAGAGACGGGACAGUCUGGGCCUGGGCCUUGGGGACUGGGGAAACCCGUUUGACAAAUCUCCACCGCUGGGUGGCAUCAACUCCAACACCAGAACAGGGAAGGCUCAGAAUGACCAUGACUUUGUCUCGGGUUAUCGUGGAGGCAGAGGAGGGAACUUCGGCAGUCCAUCCACCAAUAUGGGCAGUCCAGCAGGUGCCCUAGGUGGACCAGGAUCGUAUGGGGCUGGUGCAGCUGGCGGGCGCAACAACUUUAACAGUCCUGGCGGCUACCAGCCGUCUAUGGGCGGAGGCUACAAACCGCCAGGUGGAGGCUACCAGUCCUCGUUUGGGCAGCCGGCGGUCGGCGGCGCUGGGGGCUACCAGCCCUCCAUGGGAGGAGGAUGGAAGAAAGCUGCCCCAUUGCCCUCUGUUGGAGGUGGAGGAAAGAACACCGGGGGGGCCUCAGGAGGGAACUUUGGUCCUCGUCGCACAGACUGGGCCUCCAAGUAUCUCAAGUCAUGAUGAACGUUUUGCACUGCGCAACGGCCAGGACCCCAGGACUCUGCGGGGUCUUGUGGGAAAGCAUGUGGGAGUGGUGACGGACUGUGUGGUAGGAGGAACUCUCGCCUGCUCACCGAUGGCUGUGUGCUGGUCGCCUGUUUCCCAGACUGUGACUGUGAAAGACGUUGGGAAUGUGAGGGGACGAAUAUAACUGAUGUUGUUAUGGAGAAAUGCGAGACGUGGACGACUUCUUCGUCUUCAUUGUUGUUAUAUAAAUAUGCUAAUGAGGGCAGCACCAUGGUGGAUGGUCAGGAUUUUAAAACCUUAGAUAAAGCAAGAAAAAGAAACCAUUAAUGUUUUGCUUUUGAACGGCCAAAAAGCUUUUGGUUCAGUUCUUGUAGAAAGAAAAGGGAGGGGGAGGAGGGAUUGGAUAUGAACGGAAAACAUGGGGGACUGGUAUUUAGACUUGAAUACUAAGAGACCAACUCUCUGAUGAAGAAGUACAGGUCAAGACAUCAGCUAGAGAGCUAAGUCAAGUGGUCUGUUCUCACAAUGUGCAGUACAGUCACACAUCUCUUCUUCCCAAGACCUCCCAUGUUAAUGUCGUCGUCGUGCGGGUAAAAGUGGUUGCUUUGUCUGUGUGACCAAAGUGUUCAGUAGAGAACUGUUCCUGUUGUAAUGGUCUUGUCCUAUGUGUGUGCAUGCGCAUGUGUGUGUGUGUGUGUGUGCCAUGAUAAGUCCUUUGUCUUACUGUGUAGGCUGCUAUGCACAGAGAGAGAUUUUUGAUUAUAGAGUGAUCUUUGUACUUUGCCAAUGGCCUUGAUUUCUUCAUAGAGGCAGUUUUUUGUCAAGGUAGGUUUGGUACAGUAUUUUGAGACCUCCUGGGUAGCUUCUGAUAGUCAAAUGUUGAUUUUUGUCAUGAGAAAACUUAAAAUUGGUUUCAGCCUCAGAGAUAUGUGUGUGUAUGCCUGAAAAAAGGUCCCAGUUGUCGGCAAAGCUAUUUUUGAGCAACGGAGCGAAAAGGCCAAAAAAGUCGUACCUGGUUAAAAAUUCAGUUGCAUAAGAAAACUCAUGUUUAACCAUUUAUUUAUACAAUAUUGAAGGGAUUUUAUAAUAUUUUAAGUCUAAAUAUUUUUAUUAGUUAUUUUUACAACAUGUACUUCAUCAAAGGUUAAAAAAAUGUGCUAGAAAUUGGGGUUUUCUUCAAACUAUGUUAAUGUGGCAUAUCUUUAAAACUGCUGAAAAUAUUGAAAAUAAUUACCAAAUCAGCGUGCUCAGCAUUGAAUUUGCUACAAAAUUGUGCUCGUAUUUCAUUAUCUAAAAUUUCCGACAACUUGGACUUUCUCCAGGCGCACACAAACACAUCCUCUGUCUUGUUGGUUGACUGUGCAGUUGUUUGCUAAGGGCCAAGUGUGUAAGUUUGCCUUUUCUUUUAGGACGUAAAAUGUCUUACUUUGGAGCAGUGUUGGAGUUGCAUGUGAGUUAACAUUGUUUGGGUGGGGGGGGGUAGGAUGGGUGGCGGUUUUUGUCUCUGGGGUUAUUGGCGGCUUUACAUCGGAAGUCGGUCCAAACCUGUUGAGCAGUUGUCACUUGACAAUGGACGAGUUUUCCACUGUUGUCAGAGUUGUUAUCUUUGCUGCUGCUUCGGAGAAGAUGUUUGUUUCAUGUUGUCCACCUCUUAUGUGCACAUGUACAUGCACCGAUAUCUAUUCAAAUUUUUAUAUUUCUUCUUCACAAUAUGCCUUGAUUGAUAAUGCGAUUUUUAUACUGUGUGAAUGUGUGGUUAUCUUGUUAUGUGAACAGGCAGAAUAGGAGAGAGAGAAAGAGAGAGAGAGAGAGAGAGCGAGCGAGCGAGCAGGGGAAGGAGGAGAGGGGAGGGGAUAG
Molecule: messenger RNA, 4378 nt
Organism: Aplysia californica (California sea hare)
Lineage: Eukaryota; Metazoa; Mollusca; Gastropoda; Aplysiida; Aplysiidae
Product: serine/threonine-protein kinase MAK
Exons: 15
Coding region: 587-2515 (642 amino acids)
Biological process (GO): intraciliary transport; cilium assembly; intracellular signal transduction
Cellular component (GO): cytoplasm; cilium; nucleus
Molecular function (GO): ATP binding; protein serine/threonine kinase activity
Source: RefSeq, a predicted model, not a curated record